CGCGAUGGACUCCAGAACGAAAAGAAAUCUAUCUCGUUAGAGACGAAGCUCGAGUUGAUCAAAAAGCUCGCUGGUACGGGCGUCACGACCAUCGAGGCGGGCUCUUUCGUGCCGGCCAAAUGGGUGCCUCAGGUAUAUACUCACGGGCGGAGAUCUCCGUCUUUUGUCUUUGGCAACGAGGGAUUCGCUAAUCUAGGGCGUAAUGGGGACAGAUGGCCAGUACGAAUGAAAUCUGCGAGCAUCUCCUGCGGACGCCACCGCCAUCCGCGACCGCCAUCGCCUACAAUUACCUAGUGCCGAACGUGAAGGGACUGGAGGGACUGGUCCGGAUCAUGGACGACACCGGGGUCUCCGCUGCGGGGGGCUCGUCGGCAGACAAGGCCUCCACGACGACGGAGAUCUCCGUCUUCACCGCCGCGACGGAGGCCUUCUCCAAGGCGAACACGAACUGCACGAUCGCCGAGUCGCUGGAGCGCAUCCGGCCGAUCGUAACGCAGGCCCUGAGUCACAACAUCCGGGUGCGCGGCUACGUCUCGGUGGCGCUGGGAUGCCCCUACGAGGGGCCGAACGUGCCUACCUCCACCGUGACGGAUAUCACGGCGUCGCUGCUGGAGAUGGGCGCCGACGAGGUCUCCAUCGGCGACACGACGGGCAUGGGGACGGCCCCGCGCACGAUGGAGCUUCUCAACGCGCUGCGGGCGGCUGGGAUCGCCAACAAUGACCUAGCUCUACACUUCCACGACACGUACGGUCAGGCCCUGGUCAACACCAUUGUCGGGCUGGAACACGGCAUCCGCAUCUUCGACAGCAGCAUCGGCGGCCUGGGCGGUUGCCCGUACUCCAAGGGGGCGACCGGGAACGUAGCGACCGAGGAUCUGAUCCACACGCUGCAUUCGCUGGGGAUGCACACGGGGGUCAACCUCGAGGCGAUGUCGAAGAUUGGGGACUGGAUCAGUGGGGAGCUGGGGCGGGCGAAUGCCAGUCGGGCGGGGAAGGCGAUUCUGGCGAAACUGCAGGAUUAGGGUCUAGACUGUUGGGUUCGGGGGGAGUAUUGUUACUUAAACAUGACCAUCUGUAUAUGGAAGGCUAGGCAAUGGAGACCCAUCGGUUACAUCUUGAACUGGUUGAAGCUUAUCGUCAUUUCGGUCUCGACACCCCGAGAGCUCCC
Messenger RNA from Aspergillus campestris IBT 28561, 1168 nucleotides. Its product is annotated as hydroxymethylglutaryl-CoA lyase. The transcript has a single exon. Bases 213 to 1022 code for a protein of 269 amino acids. Gene Ontology annotation, biological process: ketone body biosynthetic process; L-leucine catabolic process. Gene Ontology annotation, molecular function: hydroxymethylglutaryl-CoA lyase activity. NCBI's taxonomy places the organism in Eukaryota, Fungi, Ascomycota, Eurotiomycetes, Eurotiales, Aspergillaceae. The record is from RefSeq and is a predicted model, not a curated record.